CGCUGCGCGAUGUCAACGAGGAAGCGAGAACACAUGCAUACAACACAAAAUAUGCUGGAAUAAGUAUGAAAGAAAAUACCUCACUUGUCCAUUUCAUCUCCUCGCAAAAUAAAGACACGAUCUCUACAGGGGACGCAAGUCUUCAGCCUGCUGUUCCCACCGCUUGAGAUGGCAUCUCCUGUAGAGUCUGCUGUGAUGAAGAGCACUGUGCUUGUUGCUCCAGUGACUGCACUGGAAUUCCUGGGGGAGAAUUUCCUGCUGACAGGUGAGGGACCUGUCCUCUCUGUGUAUAGUCUUCAGGCAUCUCCUAAAGAAUGUGCAUCCUUAAAUGUUCUUCAUAAUAACCGUAUACAUGGGAUACGACCUAGUAAAACAUAUCAGUUUGGAGAGAGACAGUUCAACAAUGUAAUCUCAUCUGAAAGUUCUGUUUUGGACAACGACAAGGAGGACAUCAUUGUUUUUGGAGGAAAAGGAGUUCGGCUUGUCAGCUUCAAUACUGGAAGACGAUGCCUAAAGUUCAUUGGUCCUCUCUUGGAGCUUCAAGACUGGGUUCUGGACAUUCAUUGGCUGAAAGAACAACCACACCCACUGUUAGGCAUAUCCUUGGCUCACAAUGCUGUGUUGCUUUUAGAUGCAGAAUCUGGUAACGUUCUUUCCUUCUACUCCUGUGUAGAGACAUGUCUUCUCUACUCAGCACUUAUGAUUGGUCCAAAUUGGGAUUCUUUAGUGCUGGUAGGUGGGACUGUUUUCAAUCAGCUUGUGCUAUGGAGGCCUACAGGGAACAAACCUGAUGGCCAGUCCCAGGUAGAGAGACGCCUGUUGGGCCACACUGGAGUCAUUUUCAGCCUUUGCUACCUUCAGAAAUCUGGGUGGCUGGCAUCUGCCUCAGAUGACCGCAGUGUUCGUUUGUGGAGUGUCGGCACAUUGGGUGGAGAUGCAGGCUGUGGAGAGGAAUCGCCAACAUGUCUUCGUGUGCUUUAUGGGCACCAGGCACGGGUCUUCUGUGUCAGGCUUGCACCAAACCGUGUAUUCAGUGCAGGAGAAGAUGGAGCGUGCCUACUCUGGGAAUGGGGAGGUGAAGGAAAGGUGGGACGUACGUUUAGAGGGCAUAGGUUAGGUGGAGUGAGGGCUCUGGCUGUCAGCGAGGGAAGUAUAGGCUGUAAGGAAGGAUGGAUGGCUACUGGAGGUGCAGAUGGUGGGGUAAGAGUAUGGAGAGUGGCAGAGGAGAAGAAAGACUGUGAGGAAACUCAGGCAGAGACUCAGUUGGAUCUGGGGUUUAAAGGACAGGGUUGUCCCAAAGCGGUCCGAUUAGUGGGUGAGGGUGAAUCGAAUACAAUUCUGGUCUGUACUGAUCAAGGAGAGGUGUGCCUUAGUCAGGGUGAUUCCUGGGAUGUCAUUUGGCGAGGGGGAGCAGAAUUCCAGUCCUAUUGUGUGAUGGAGAUCACAAGCAUCCAAGUCCAGAAUUCAGAUUGCAUUGUGUGGGUUUGUGCAGUGGGUAAUCUGAAUGGAGGUGUCCAGGUGUUUCUUGUAGGGCAGCCAGGUGUGGGAGUCUUGCUAAGAGCUGGCGAGGGUAAGGUUCACUCUGUACUUUGGGUCAAAGGACUGUUUGAAGGGUCCAGGAGUUGGUGUCUUCUUGCAUCAGGCUCCGAGGGACUGGUUUACCGAUGGACAAUAAAAGUGACAGAGGAUGAAUCAGGGUUGCAUAUGCAAGAGAAAACUCUUCUUCCUUUCCUGCUGCCACCCUGUGCCAAACGCUGGUUGACUGCUGCAGUUACCUUGUCCCAGAGAAAGGGGUUGUACCUGUGUGGUGAUCGGAGAGGGUCACUACUGCUCUACACUGAAAGAGAAGAGAAUGACAGAAGAAAUGAAGGAAGAAUGGACUUACAAGGCCAAGAAACUGAAAACAAGCAAACAGACCAUGGUAGUCCUCUGUCUCCCAUUAGCACCCUUUAUGGAGUGCAUGGAAAGCAAGGUGUGACUUCCGUGUGUGAGUAUCAAGACUUAUGUUACAGUACAGGUCGAGAUGGAUCUGUAAGAAUACUAACUGUUGAAAAAAACGUCCUGAAGGUGCGUAGAGUUCAACGGGCCUGCAGAGGCAUGGAGUGGAUAGAGAAAGUUCUGUUUCUGGGCUCGGAUGGACCUGAGGUACAGGGAAAGUUGCUGAAUGAGGGAAUUGAGAAGAGGACGAUCGAUCAAGAGAGUGCAAGCAUAGCCGAAACUCGAUUUGUAAUGGUUGGCUUCCAUUCGGUCCACUUCGUUAUAUGGGACCCUCACAGACAAGAGAAGCUUUUUUCAGUUGUCUGUGGAGGCGGCCAUCGAUCCUGGGCCUAUAAAUGCCUGAUAUACGCCGACACAGAUCCUAAGGCACAUACACUUGGACAAGGUACCCUUGUGUUCAUCAAGCACGGAGCCGUCAUGGCAUCACGUUCAUUAGCAUCCACAGAAACCGAUGUGAAUGGACGCACACUGAAAGAGGGGCUACAUGGACGAGGCAUCAGCUGUGUUUGUCACCUUGGUAGUCUGACCAAGACUGGACAAUUUUCAGAACUUUGGGAAGUUUUUGCUACCGGAGGGGAGGAUACCACAGUAGGUGUACUCGCCAUCAGUCCAAAGAGUGGAACUGUUAAAGUGCUUUCAGUUCUAACAGACCAUAUCUCAAAUGUUCGUGUGCUGGCUGCAAUCAGAAGAAGAGAAACUAAUGAAAAAUGGGGAGAUGACGAGACGGAUAACUCCUCUGUCUCUUCUUUGGUGUUUUCUGCGGGUGGCCGGGCUCAGCUGCAGUGUUACCGGCUCUUGAUUCGUUUGGAUGAGCAGCAGGGCCAGCCAAUCUGUCAGGUCACUCAGAUAGCUGGCCAUCGAUUGGAUGAACAGUGGGAACGGAAGCGGAACCGACACAAGACUGUCAAAAUGGACCCAGAGACAAGGUACAUGUCUAUGGCUGUUGUGCAUAAUGGGACUGAAUGUGUCCUACUGGCCCUGGGCUGUAGCGAUGGUGCAGUAAGGCUUUUCAGAGUGACUGAGAGCAGUAGGAGUGCUGACAUGCUUUGGGAGUGUUUUUACCAUCAGAGGUGUGUGCUCAGCGUCGCCACCUACAAGCUGGAGGACUCCCAGGACAGAAAGCUUUUGUUGCUGUUCAGUGCCACUACAGAUGGUUGUAUAUCUGUGUGGGAUUUAACAGCAGUUUUGAACAGUAAGGCUAGUGUCAGCUGGCAGGGUCCAUCAGCUCCGUUCUUUUCCAUACCUGUCCAUCAAAGUGGAAUCAAUGCGCUUACCAUAUCACCUAGGAGAGAAAUGAGGCAAAUGGAGGAAAAUGUAAUCUCAUUGGCCAGUGGUGGAGAUGAUGGACAGCUGUCUCUACUACAUAUUAAGAUAGAUCAGAAAAAGCAAGAAAAUGGAGACGUGUCUCUACAGCUGCUUGCCCAUUGGUCAGUGCCCUUGGCACACUCUUCCCCUCUCACAGGGUUAUGUUUACUAAGCCCCACACUACUGGUGUCCACCUCACCGGACCAGCGCUUGUGUUUGUGGAGUGUGAACAGUGACGGACUCCGCCCACUGAAGGUGCUGUUCUCACACACUGCUGAUGCAGCUGGGUUGUGGGCGUGGUUUGGACACGAGGGAGGAGCCUGGGUGGUUGUUUGUGGGCAGGGCUUACAGUUGUUUCAUUUAACGGAAAGAAAGAUGGAUGAACUGCAUGAAACUGUUAACAGGACAGUAAAAGAAGAGAGAAAGAAAGUGAUAUUUCCACAUCAUGUUUCAAGGACAAAACACUGACUUUAAUUUGUGAUUUCUAAAUUAGGAUGCUUAAGAUUUUUAGUUGUAAAGUUUGAGAUUUUCAAAUAUGUAACGUUUUUUUCUGUGUCAGGUAAAGUACCUUUAUUUUCAGUAUGGCUUAACAAUGAAAGUCAAUACAGAUCUACAGAACCAAUCAAAAGUUUGAACACAUUAGACAUUUUGAUGUUUAUGUUUCUUAUGAUCCUACUAGGGGUGUGCGAUAUUGAAAAAAAAAUGUAUAUCUCGAUAUUUUUUGGGAUUUUUUUUCAAUAACGAUAAAUAGACGAUAUUUUGCCCGGUGUGUUGUGCUGAUAUCUGACGGACAGCUGCAGUUUUUGAUAUUCUUCAUAUUCUGUGUGGUCAGUUCACAUCAGUGAUAGAAAUUAAUCUUUUCAUAUAAGUUUAAAUUGAUUUUUACCUUUUAUGGGCAAUUUUACCUUUAAUAAAGCCAUUUUUUUCUAAAAAUGUGCAUAAAGAGUCAAAUUGUUACAUUUAAUCAGUCAAUUAGAAUAAUAAGACAUUUAGGCUGUUACCAAACAAAUGAAACCAGUAUCAACAAAAUUAAUCUUUGCAGAAGUUGCAUCUGAAGUGGCAUUUAGAUGCAUUUACACACUCUUUAAUGCAGCUCAGAGGGACAUGGAGUGCUUUAACCAGUUACAAAUGCAUAAUGUUUUGAUAAUUUAAACAAAAUGCUGAAUACUGAUAUUUGACAUUUUAAAAAUGAAAAGGUACUUUAAAGGUGCCAUAGAAUGGAAAACUGUAUUUACCUUGGCAUAGUUGAUUAAUAAGAGUUCUGUACAUGGAAAUGACAUACCGUGAGCCUCAAACACGAUUGUUUCCUCCUCCUUAUGUAAAUCUCGUGAAUAAAAAAGACCACUGAAAAAUAGGCGAAUCAGAACAUAACACCGACUGUGACGUAACAGUCGGGAUCACUAAUAGUUACGCGCCCAACAUUUGCAUAACGUAUACCAGCCCAUGUCCUAUGCCAGACGCCAGCCGAACCAUCAGAAGUUCUGCAGAUAUUGUGAAGAAACAAGCAAGGACAACAGCGAAAAUGGCAGAUCAUGGAAUUGAAUGUUAUGUUCCAGGCUGUGCAGGGGAUGGGUUGGUGUCUGUAUUCACAAAGGCACGGAAAGCAAAUAACGCGUUCUAAUAAAAUAACGCUUGUCUGAAGUUUAAAAUCAUUGGUGUACCCGUAAGCCAAUCACAUAGCGGUUGGUUAUGACGUAUGUUAUUCGCCGGCUCGACCGCCUCGAACUUCCGCUGUAAACACAGGUAUGCGGUGAAAACAAAACCAUUGAGCGAAAUACCGGAGUGAAGAUGGCUGUGAACGACUUUUGCAGAUUAUGUGAAGUAAAUCUACGCAUCCACAAUUAUCUCCUUGCCGAACUUUGGCCUCCCCAGUUUCUCGCUGACGAUCGGUAACAGUUGAUAAAUUAAACUUUUCCCAAAACCUAUCGGGAGUAGGGCCACAACAUCACCUCCAUUCAAAAUGUGAACCAAACACUCUUCCUGUUCGGGCUUCAGUUGGCAAAUCCCUGGAAUUUUAUCCACAACAGAGCAAAUAGCAUCCCGUGUCUCCAUGUCCGCUGUCAUUUUAGAUUUCCUCAAACCUAAACUACAAUCUUAAAUUCGGCGCUUAGCGUCUACGUCAACGGCUCUCAGCCCGCCCUCUGUUCGUUGGUUGGCCCGGCUGCUGCGGAGCCGGAGAUAAACUGGAAGAUGGUCUGCUAUAUCAGACUGAGUACAGAAGCGAAAUGAAAUUGAGCGGAAAUACGAAGUCUGACGUAGUCAGGCUAUUCUAUGGCACCUUUAAAUGUGAAAUUAAAAUCGCCAGUAGGUGGCAGCAAGUCACUGUUAACAAGCGAGUCAUUGCGAAUGAACCAAAUCAUUUUAAAUGGUUGAUUCAUUCAGGAACGAAACACCGUCAUGUUGCACAGAGACACAAAACAGUUCUGUAGCUGUUGGAAUUAUUUUUUUGUUGGCGAAAUGGAGCAAAAACAGGCAAUAUGGUGUCUAAAACGUAAGUCUCUUAAUAUAAACGUAUUGGUUUUUGAACUGUUGUAUAAAAUCAAUAUCACAUUUGUAAUCAUGCCUAUUUUUUUUAAGAAAAAACGGCACUCUUCGUGUGAUUUUAACUAUAUGAAAUGAUAUAUAUAAAUUUUCUGCCCCCAUAUCUUGAAUUUUGUGAUCAUCAUUCUUAAUGCAUUUUAAUAGACUGAAUCAUGCAGUGAAAAGGAAAAAACACACUCUAAAUGCGCAUGUUUAGACUCACUGUUCACUGUUUAGACUUCAUCACGUAAUGUAUGCGUGCACUCCGUAGGUAUUUUGUUUGGUUUUUGCAAAAUACUCGAUAAUGUCAAAUUACACAUCGUUAAAACAACAAUUACGAUAUUAUCGCAGACGAUAUAUAUCGCACACCCCUAGAUCCUAGAGAUUUUUUAGAUAUAAAGGCCAGUGUUUUUAUAGUUCACUAAAAUUAAAACUAUGAAAAAUUGUUUAAUCAUUUAAGGUAAUUGAAAAAAAGCUGAAAUAAAAUAAAAUCGUCAAUGAAAAAUUGAGAUGUUGCCCUGGCAGCUGACUGAAAAAACUGAAGUACUAAAACGAUUUAAACUAAAACUUAAAUAAAAAAUAGCGUAAAACUAUAUAGAAAUAUUUUUUAAAAAUAAGAAAAAUUACGAAAGUACCAAAAUUGAAAAUAUCAUAAUAAAAGCUCAUUCAAAAUAUUAAUAAAUAUGAUAAUAAUGAAUAACACUAUUUUAAAUGCUAAAAAUAAUCUAAAUUAUAUAUCAAAUACAAAAUAUACCUACAGUAAUUGUACAUUUCUUUACAAAACAAAAAAUUUAAUGAAAAUCAUAAAAUGGAUUAGUUGGGUCAAAUAGUGAAGUGCCCAGCAUAGAUGUAAACUUCAAUACUCUAUGUAUAUAUAUAUAUAUAUAUAUAUUAUAAGUAUAAUUUUUUGCAGCUAUUUAUGCGUGCAUGUGUGCGAGUGGCUCAUGGCUUGAGAUAGAGUCAUGAGCGUAUAAUGUAUCAGUGUUUUCCUGGGCUACAGUCCAGCAGGUGUAUGUGGGUGGGUGAGUGAGAGAGAGAGAGAGAGAGAGAGGGUACACAGUGUGUUGGGGGGCUUUGGCUGUGCAACUAAGU
Molecule: messenger RNA, 6915 nt
Organism: Onychostoma macrolepis
Lineage: Eukaryota; Metazoa; Chordata; Actinopteri; Cypriniformes; Cyprinidae
Gene: wdr6
Product: WD repeat domain 6
Exons: 7
Coding region: 169-3771 (1200 amino acids)
Biological process (GO): tRNA methylation
Cellular component (GO): cytoplasm
Molecular function (GO): protein binding
Source: RefSeq, a predicted model, not a curated record